Messenger RNA from Puccinia triticina, 354 nucleotides. RefSeq lists its product as uncharacterized. Lineage: Eukaryota; Fungi; Basidiomycota; Pucciniomycetes; Pucciniales; Pucciniaceae. The transcript has 3 exons. The record is from RefSeq and is a predicted model, not a curated record. The coding region runs from base 1 to 354 and encodes 117 amino acids.
AUGGCGCACCUCAAAGGUGUUGAUGCGCCAGACCUCAGCCAAUGCCGGCCGGUUACCCGCGACCCCCCUCGCGACCAAUCAUAUGCUGAAGCCGAUAUGAAUCCUGCCCAGUCCACCCCUGCCGCAUCCUUGCGUCGCUCCUCCUCCGCGACCUCCCUAAGCAAACUACACUCAAUGGCGCAGUCAAGCUGGGAGAUUCCUGCACGGUGGGCCGAGGCAAUUGGCUUGAAUAUCUGCGUCCUCCGAGUCUGCUGUCUUGCUGCCCACCCAGUCGCCGUUGUCUCUUCUUUCAAUCACGCUUCUCGCGCUAGCGACCAGCAUCUUCUACUCACCGUGGGAGGCGAUGAGCUUUAG